This is a messenger RNA of Juglans regia (Persian walnut), 333 nucleotides long. RefSeq lists its product as uncharacterized. NCBI's taxonomy places the organism in Eukaryota, Viridiplantae, Streptophyta, Magnoliopsida, Fagales, Juglandaceae. Bases 1 to 333 code for a protein of 110 amino acids. The record is from RefSeq and is a predicted model, not a curated record. The transcript has 3 exons.
AUGGCUAAUAACAUCCGUUGCUCCAUUGAAAUGGAGCCCAAGACCUUGAAUCAACUACAACUUAACCACGCCAGGGAAGUGGCUGCAGAUGUUGUUCAAAGGAUGGAACCAAAUGAAGCAUCCGCCCUAUUCACUGAUCGGGUGCGCUUUAAUGAGGAAUCGAGGCCAUUGAUUCCAGUAAAUUAUCAUGAUCAGGCAGAGAGAAAAACGGGAGGGGAAAAGCAGCAGCUUCAUGAUCAGCCUGUUGGGGGCAAGGAGAUGAAGGUUCACAUCAUUGGAAGAUCUUGCCUGUGCGCCUGCACUACAGAAAAUGAUGCAGAAUCCCCGGAUUAA